AGCCGGAGACAAGAGCAGAGGCCGGAGUCGGGAUCUGACAAGAUGGCCGGGCUGCCCCGCAGGAUCAUUAAGGAAACCCAGCGUUUGCUGGCAGAACCAGUUCCUGACAUCAAAGCAGAACCAGAUGAAAGCAACGCCCGUUAUUUUCAUGUGGUCAUUGGUGGCCCCCAGGAUUCCCCCUUUGAGGGAGGGACUUUUAAACUUGAACUAUUCCUUCCAGAAGAAUACCCAAUGGCAGCACCUAAAGUACGUUUCAUGACCAAAAUUUAUCAUCCUAAUGUAGACAAGUUGGGAAGAAUAUGUUUAGAUAUUUUGAAAGAUAAGUGGUCCCCAGCACUGCAGAUCCGCACAGUUCUGCUAUCGAUCCAGGCUCUGUUAAGUGCUCCUAAUCCAGAUGAUCCGUUAGCAAAUGAUGUAGCGGAGCAGUGGAAGACCAACGAAGCCCAAGCCAUAGAAACAGCAAGAGCAUGGACUAGGCUAUAUGCCAUGAACAAUAUUUAAGUCGAUCUGGUCAUCAAGUGUGCAUCACUUCUCCUGUUCUGCCAAGACUUCCUCCUCUUGUUUUUUGUUUGCAUAUAAUGGACACAGUCUUAGAAACAAACAUUACAGAAUAAAGCCCAGGCAUCUUCA
Messenger RNA from Jaculus jaculus (lesser Egyptian jerboa), 630 nucleotides. RefSeq names its product ubiquitin-conjugating enzyme E2 N-like. The coding region runs from base 43 to 501 and encodes 152 amino acids. Gene Ontology annotation, biological process: protein K63-linked ubiquitination; DNA damage tolerance. NCBI's taxonomy places the organism in Eukaryota, Metazoa, Chordata, Mammalia, Rodentia, Dipodidae. Gene Ontology annotation, cellular component: nucleus. Gene Ontology annotation, molecular function: ubiquitin conjugating enzyme activity. The record is from RefSeq and is a predicted model, not a curated record. The transcript has a single exon.